AUGGCACGUCCCUCGGCCCAGGAUCAAAGGACGGUGUACGUUCAAAACGAGCUGAGCGGCAAGAAGGUGAUAGUGCGUUGCCAAUCCAAAGACGACAGUAUUGGAUCCCACGUCGUCGACGUGGGCUCCGAUCUGCGCUGGGGUUUCGGCGGAACGGACAGCACAGUCUUUUGGUGCAAUGUGGCGGUGGAAGAUCGACGUCUUUCUUUCGAGGCAUUUCGAGGGACGGAUGACUACAUUUGUUGUCGUGAUAUUACCUGGGUGGUGAGGGAUGAUGGGGUUCAUCUACUGACAUCGGGCGGCGAGGACUUCCGGCCAUAUCGACGGCGUUGGAACCAUCUAUAG
This is a messenger RNA of Linum tenue, 345 nucleotides long. NCBI's taxonomy places the organism in Eukaryota, Viridiplantae, Streptophyta, Magnoliopsida, Malpighiales, Linaceae. The record is from the annotation of a GenBank genome assembly.